Physella acuta is the source of this 4085-nucleotide messenger RNA. RefSeq names its product folylpolyglutamate synthase, mitochondrial. Gene Ontology annotation, cellular component: cytosol; mitochondrion; cytoplasm. Gene Ontology annotation, biological process: tetrahydrofolylpolyglutamate biosynthetic process. Gene Ontology annotation, molecular function: ATP binding; tetrahydrofolylpolyglutamate synthase activity. The record is from RefSeq and is a predicted model, not a curated record. NCBI's taxonomy places the organism in Eukaryota, Metazoa, Mollusca, Gastropoda, Physidae.
GCGCCUAUAUUAAGCGCGCGACAACGCAGUUCAUUCACAUGUUUAGUUGGGAGUAUUGCGUGACGUGGAGUUUAUACAUAAAACUAAAUCAACCAUGGACUCAGAAGUGGAUAGAAGUUAUUAUGCUGCUGUGGAGACACUGAACAACAAAUUACUUUCCCUGAGAGGCUGGCACGAGCAGUCAAGCAGGCUGAAGUACGAGGGCAAGAUGGAUCUCAUCAUUCCAAUGGUCAACAAGUUUAUUCACAGGUCGGGGCUGACAGACAAAGAAGUCGAUAAGCUGUGCAUGAUCCAUAUAACUGGAACAAAAGGCAAAGGCUCUACCAGUGCCUUCACAGAAAGUAUCCUGCGUCACCAUGGCUACCGUACAGGCCUCUUCACCUCCCCCCAUCUUGUUGAAGUCAGGGAGAGGAUUCGCAUUAAUGGCCGACCACUUAGUAAGGAAAAGUAUUGCCAUUAUUUCUGGAAGGUGUACAACAAACUCAAAGAAACUGAAGAGCCAGAAUACCCCAUCGAAGAAGGCAGGGGAAUGCCAGCAUACUUUGCCUUUAACCUAGUGCUUUCAUUGCACAUAUUCCUCAAUGAAGGUGUCGACAUAGCCAUCAUGGAGGUCGGCAUUGGUGGUCUAACAGACAGCACAAACUUCAUCCGCAACCCUGUCGCCUGUGCCAUCACUUCUCUUGGCUUGGAACACACAGAUGACCUGGGCGACACCAUUGAGUCCAUUGCAUUCCAGAAAUCCGGCAUCUUCAAGUGCCACUGUCCGUCUCUCACCACCCCGCAGUGUGAUUCAGCUCUUCAAGUUAUCCUGAACAGAGCUAUAUCAAUGGAGUGCCCCCUCAGUGUCGUGAGUCCUUUGUCUGAGGAGGUUUUGAAAGAAUACAACUUCAAUCUGAGUAUUGCUGGUGAUAAACAGAGAGAUAACGCUGCUUUAGCCAUCGAGUUGUUCCACAUUUGGGAAGAUUAUCAGCACAAAAUUGAGCGGCCCAGAGUGAAAGCUGACACAUCCUUGGCAGAUAUUCCAGUGCUGACAUGCAUAACUUUGGAUGAAGCAACCAUUAAAGGUCUUUCUACCUGCAAAUGGCCAGGUCGAGCCCAGGUGAUUGAGAGAGAUACGAUCACAUACUAUAUUGAUGGUGCACACACUAAGGAAAGUAUGGAGUUGUGUAAUGGUUGGUUUGCUGAUGCUGCUGAGAAAGAGAAGACCAGACUGGGUGGUAAGGUUGUGAGGGUCCUAAUGUUUUUUACUGCUCCUGAGAGGGAUCCUGAGGUCCUCGUGUAUCCCCUGAGGCACUGUGAGUUUGAUGCUGCUGUGUUUUGUCCCUUUGUUGUUUCUACAAUAGAAUCCCAGUGCAGACCAGAUCUACAGCUGAAGAAACUUGAUCCCAAAGUCCAGAGUGAGACUGUGGAAAGGAACAAGUUGGCCUGGGAUAAACUAGUGGCCAACGCGCAAAGAGAAAAGAAUAACUUGCGCCUCUUGAAAGAAGGGUGGCCUGUUAAAAAUAUCCCCGCUGGUGCCCAGACUGCCAGACUGGACAGCAGCGAUGCUGACAGUUCUGAAAAAUCUUCUGUGAUCUCAGCGUCCACCACAGAGUCUGACCGCAGUGACCUCAUGUCCAUAGCAAGUAGUGAUAAGAUGUCUGUGGAGAGCACAGAGGACCCUGAAGGGGUUGAAGUCCCCAACAACCGAGACAUUCUGCCAGUGGGCGACAUGCCUAAUUAUGUCCUUGAGCCCAGUCUUAUCCUCAACGCUAAUUUAAUUAGCGAGACGGACAAUAUUAAUAACUUAUUACUAGACAAUAAUCUUGCAUUAAGCAAGCUCGAGACAACAGAAACCUCAGGCUUUAUUAACGAGAAGCCGUCGCUGAUAUUCCCCUGUAUUAUAGAAGCACUUGCCUGGGCUGGCCAAGGGAGAGAUCCUACUGUCAAGGUACUUGAUUCUCAAGCCAUUCCUCAGCCGAUUCCACCCUUCUUGCAAGACGCCACCCACAUCCAGAUCCUGGCUACAGGUAGCCUCAACUUUGUGGGGGGAGUGCUGGAUGUCCUGACGUCUAUCAGCGGGGACGUGUACUCGUGAAUGUUUCCACCGCUCGCGGAACCCAGCGGGGGGUUACGGACACUCGCUAUGCUUUUAUUCACCUUGUUAUAAAAUAUCAAACUCAUUUUUUUGCCUACGAAUUUUUUCAGGUGUAUCACCUUUAGAUCUAAAUUGUUGCACUUUUUAAUAAAAAAAAAACAAUUCUCAGUACUACCUGCCGUAUUACUGUAAAUUACAAUGAGAUAAGCCAUAGAGAUUAAGAUCAUUUUGUCUGACUAAUGAUAAUUAAGACAUGUGGUUUCUGCUAAAAAAACAAACCUUGAUUAAUUUUGUCAAAGCAUUUAUAUUCCUGGUGCCUUGCAGUGAGUUUUUAAAAAAGUAAAAUAAAUGGCAUUCAAUGUGUACAAAAUUGAUCUGAUCCGGUUGCUGUCAUGUGUUUAAAUGAGAUAAUUCAACUAUCGUUAAUAUACUCCUGGUGCAAUCUGGUUAGUUUUUAACCAGAGAUAUCUGUAAUAUUGUUGUAACAAAUUACUCUCCAAAGCUCCGAUAUUCAUGGCCUUUAUCAUGACAUAAUACCUUGCCAGAUAAUUUUAAAUGGAUUUAAUGUUUUUAAUUUUAUUGGAAAACCAGGGGGGUGGGGGGAGGUUGGGUCAGGAUGUUAAAAAUUAUACAACUAAAAAAUGUAAAUAAACAAGUUGAUGUAAUUAAAAGAACAAGGCAGUCAUUUGUUGUGGUUGUGUAAUUAAGUUUUAACUAAUUGAGUUAGUGUUAAGUGGCACAGUUCAAAAGUAUCCAUUAUGUUACAAGUGGGUUUUUUUUCCCCAGCUAUCCAAGUUUAAACAUGAUAUUAAAACACAAAUUACCAAACAUUGUAUCAGUGCAGUAGUACUGCUUGAUUAUCUAAGUUAUUGAAAAACUUGACACGGAAUUUCAUGUUUUCCAAUGUCCAAACUUGACACAGUAUUUAAAAUUUCCUUUCAUUGUUAUACUGCAGUAGUACUAGUGGCUUUCUAGAUAAUCCAAAAUUUAAGAUAUUCAUUAACUCCUUUCUAGUCCAAAAAAUUGUGCAUUUUUUAUUUAAAAAUUUUUUUCACCAUGGAAACAAAUCUUAGAGAAGCGAGCACACUGAACACAGCAUUAACUCUAGCACCUGUCUCGUGCUGCUUACUCAAAGCUUCUACUUGUUUAACUCCGCUGCUAACUUAAGAAUGGUAUGAGCUCGUUGACCAAUGUACUUAACAGUUAAACCAUGUUCAUUUUAUUUUUUUUUACAUGUGGAUAUGUUAAUCAUGACUGUUACACAACCUCCCAGUUUUCCUUCAACUGUAAUUCCUUUAGUGUAAAUUUAUUUUUAAAAAUAUUGCAUACUGCUUAAGCCAUCUGAUGCAUUAUUCAUUUUAAAUUAUUUUUUUUUACAGACAUUUUCUGAUUCACUAGUCAGUCCACUGAUAGUACUGCUGCUAAUGUUAUUGUUGUGGUGCAGUUCUAUUGUUAUUUUUAUGCUGAUAUACCAGUGUAUAUUUUAUAUUUUUACUUCAAAAGUGCACUAAUUCAAAUGAUUCUCACAGUUUCUUCCAGGUAUUAGAACUUUUAUAUAUCUCUUAGUAUUAUUUCCUUUUCAAAACAAAUAAUACACCUUAAAAUUACAUGCUAAUUAAAACAGCAUUUGUAAUGUAUACUAUUACUAUAGCUGUUUUUUGUUUAAAAAAUUGCACUACAGUGUUCAGAGUUCUUUCCCUUUUUCAACCUAUAUUAUGCUAAACUCUUUUUUCAUUGCUCUUUGUGAAAGCUUAAAUCCUGCUUCUGUCUUUCACUGUUGACUAUUUAAUUUUUUAAAAAAGCCUUUUUCGUUUUAUUUGUAAAACUUCUUUAAAAACAGUUUUUAAAACUAAAUUUUUGUUCUCUUCUCUAAUAAAAUGAUUUUCUAGAUUAAAAACAAAAAUCUCAAGGUUUUUCUUAGAUCUAAAAAUCUCUUUCUAUUACUUUUAUAGUGUUUAUAAAUUAUAUGGUCAGUGUACAUUUUGAGCUACUGCAUGCCUGAUAUUAA